AUUGGAUUGAGGAGCAUGUUUUGAGUGUUGCGGAUUAGUUUGUUUCUCGUGUCGUAAAGGAAAAGUAUGGAAACUAUGGAAAGUGUUGCUCAUUCGGUCAAUAAUGGGAUAUAUUUUACAGAGUCAUCACCUCAUGUUUACAAAUUCAUCACUGAAUGCCCAGAAAAUUUGUCAAACAGCGGAGAUAACAGUUAUAAUUUUACUAGUGACAGUGAAUUAGACUCACAAUUAGGAAAUAAUAGCGUUCAAUUGAUUAAUAUUUCUGAAGUUAAUGAUGAUACAUCGUUUUCUGAUAUUCAUCCACCCGGUAGUAAGCGCAGAUUAUGUGCCAACGUUAAUGGUAUCACUGAUAUGAUUGCCCGACAGCCUUGUUUCACAGACGAACGUAACUCUUGUGAAAAACUUACCAAAGGAAAACAAAAGAUACCUAUUGAAUUUAUUUCUGAUCGUACUAAGAGAUAUUCUACUUUUUCAAAACGUAAAACUGGACUUAUGAAAAAGGCUGUGGAAUUGGCGGAAUUAACCGGUGCAGAAGUAUUAUUACUUGUUGCUUCAGAAACAAAUCAUGUUUAUACGUUUGCAACACAAAGAUUAAAAGGUAUUAUUGAAUUGGAAUGUGGCAAAAAGUUAAUACAGACUUGUCUAAGUUCAUCUGUGAAUCCAAACAAUUCAUCGAUGAAAAGUGAUCAGCCAGAUUUAAACAGUUCGCAAGUUAAUAAAAAUGUAAAUAGUCGGAAAAGUUGCAAGAAGGAAGAUAGUACAGUUAUUGUUAACAGUGAUACAUUUGGUAAAAAGGAAUACGUUAGUGAUUUAAAAAAUGUAUCCAAUAAAAAUAGUAAAGUGAACUCAAUGUUACAAAAUGACGCAGUUCCUAAAUUGUUAAAUCGGAAUCAUGUUGAUGAAUUGGAGCAUCGUAUUGAUAUCAUCCCAAGUACAAUUAUAGAUUCUGGUCAAAAUGGUCAUACUGUGUCGUUAAAUAAUGAAGCGUUUUGUAAUAAUAUUUCUCAGGCAACUAACAUUUCCAACUCAUCUGAAUGUAAAAAAGUGGUAUAUGUUCCAGUUAGUGUAUCUCCAUCACAAAAUGUUCUCUCAUUAACUCCGUUAUCCUCUAGCCUUCUUUUAACUGCACAAAUGGCCACAAAUCGAUUACUUUUAGUUCCACAGCUAAAUUCAGUUCAUUAUGUUACAUCAUCUUCAGGAAAUGUAUUAAAUAGCUCACUAAAUACACCAACUUCAAACUCGUGUAAUCCUUAUUUAAUGGGGUUUUUUAAUGUCAAUACAAACAAUGGUUCGUCAGAAAUACUUACAAAUUGUGUAACAAAAGAAUCAACCAACUUCAUUUCCAAAAGUUCUACUAAUGACAGCGUAACUAAUCAAUUUAUGAAUAAUUCAUGUAAAUAUAACUUAAAACCUCCAGAUUGAAUCAAUGCUUAUUUGACCGAUCCCUCCUCUAUUCCUCGUUCUUCUCUGAAAACAAAAUGCUUUUCUUUAGUUCAUAAUUUAUUUUACUCCCUCGAGUUUGUUUAUCUUUUUCAAAUUAUCUAGAAUAUUAAAUAUUAUUUUGAAAACAACUUAUUUGUUUUCUAAAGUUAUUUAAAAAUUAUGUAACGAAGCUUUUACAACAGUGUACUUACCAGUUAACAUCUUUCCAAUUAUUUGAAAGUACUCAAGUUUAUAGCUUUUAACACUUGGAAGCUUUGAAAAUAGCUUUGGUUGAGAAGUGAUAACAACUAAUACACUUCUGAGAGCACGUGUUUUAUAAGUUUGGAGUGUAUUGAUAGUACCUAUCUCAUUCACUUCUAUAUAAAGGGGGCCAGUUGUGGUUAGAGACUUUGGGUGACAAGGUUCUGAAUAGUUCUCCGUAGCGCAGAUGUAUUCAGUCUUUAUCUGCCUUUACAUAGUAAGUUUCUUGGUUUUCUUAUUCCACGAACCUAUGUUUUCCCAAACAUAUCUUCUACGUCUAAUCUCUUCUAUUAAUACUGUUAUUAUUUAUACAACUCUGGUAUCUUGCUGUCAUGUGUAGUGGCAAACUGGACAUAUGCACAUACGUGGCAGGCCUCACGCUAGAUAUGAGUGGUUUUGAGUCAUCAUGGACUUUGGAAGUAUUCUUACAAUAUUAGUUUUCUGAACCUUUUCGUUACCCUUAAUGUAUAUCCGGCUAACAACUAUAUUCAGCAAUAAGUUUGGUAUGCCUUAAAUUAUACCAGUUAACUAGUAAAGGGUUCUUGUUAUUAUAAUCAAUCUCGAAUAUCCAUACGAACAUCUUCACUUACGACUUUCAAUAUUUGACAAAGUGACUAUCUAACUUACAUUUUCUUAUGUAUUUCACAACUAGAUUGAAUAAUUUUGUGGAUAAGUGGGUUGUUUUAUGAUGCCAACUGAUAAUGACAAUCAACGUGAAAUCAACCUGUGUCAAAGCAUUUAUCGAGUUGUUCUAUAUUAAUUAUCUAUUCCGUAAAAUGCGGAUAUAAUUCAUUCUCUGAGACGCACCCCGGAAUCUUCGUGGUCUUAUGUUAACAAAAACGUCAGGGAAGCUUUCGAUUUCAUUUCCAGGUUUUAAUAUAUUCAUUUAGAGAGGAAGCAUAUAUCUCUAUAUAUUACUUCUUUGUCCAUCAAUUUAUCAUUCACUGAGAUGGUUAGCAUUUUGUGCUAGCAACCAUCAAAAAAGCAAAUCAACAUCAGAAUUCCCAUUAUUAAUCCUAAGGAAUUACUUCCAAGAUGUAUACUGAACGCUCAUCUCGUCUUUAAUAACACACAAUAAACAGGCGGAGUGAAUAGAAAGUUCACGUUCAAACCCUAUCUCAAUAGAUAUUUUACAAAAUCAGGAAAUGAGACCCUUAAGCCAAUUGAUAAGCUUGAUUUUUGCUGCUGCAACAUUCAUCAGAUUUUUACAUAAGAACUUCUAGGGUAAUAUAACAGUGUACACUUGAAAGUUAACUUCAUUUAUGAGGAGGCACUUGACAAAUUUUAUUUUCCCGAAAUUUUUUCCAAACAGAAAAGAAGGUGGAUCUGUCAGUAUAAGUGUAUAUAUAAAAAGUUCACCUAUAUCUCAAUAUAAACGUCUUAACUUCUUAUCCAUUGAUUACAGGAAAAACUUAACCCGAUACUCACAAGGAGCUAGAAAUAUAUUCUCAGGCAACACCACAAACAAGUAACUAAAUUUGGUAAAAUUUAUACUGACUUGUAUACAGUGUACGGG
Molecule: messenger RNA, 3199 nt
Organism: Schistosoma haematobium
Lineage: Eukaryota; Metazoa; Platyhelminthes; Trematoda; Strigeidida; Schistosomatidae
Exons: 2
Coding region: 67-1422 (451 amino acids)
Biological process (GO): positive regulation of transcription by RNA polymerase II
Molecular function (GO): DNA-binding transcription factor activity, RNA polymerase II-specific; protein dimerization activity; RNA polymerase II cis-regulatory region sequence-specific DNA binding
Source: RefSeq, a predicted model, not a curated record